This is a messenger RNA of Prorocentrum cordatum, 759 nucleotides long. NCBI's taxonomy places the organism in Eukaryota, Dinophyceae, Prorocentrales, Prorocentraceae. The record is from the annotation of a GenBank genome assembly.
AUGCCCGCGCUGGUCUGUGCGCUCUGCUCGCUGCCCGUCCUUGCCGGCGCCCUUUCGGUCCAGACGGAGCUCCAUAGGGACCAGCGCAGGCGCAUGACCCCCGCGGGGGAGAAGCGGUUUGCCGAGCUCUCAAGCGGCGAGUGGGACAACUCGUCGCUUUCUGGGCCGGGCUCCAGGCCGGAGGUGUGCAAGCCGUUCGUGGAGUUUUUCCUCAAGUGGUUGGACGACCACAAGGAGGUGCAGUCCAUGGUGGAGGUGAGCGCGGGCCACUGGCCUUCUGGGUGGCAGCGCUUCGUGCCGUGGCCUCAGAUCGACUACACGGGCAUCGACCUGCUCGAGAGCGUGAUUGAGGCCGACAGGGACUACGUCAAGCAGAGGGGCAUAGCGGACAUUGGGUUGCACAAGAUGACCUUCCGGAAGGGCGACAUGCUGGACGACUCCACGAUGCCCAAGGCGGACCUCUUGUUCACCAAGGACACGAUCAUCCAUUUUCCCAACGCGGACAUCGCGGCGUUUGUCAACUCUACGGUGAUACAGUGCCCGCCAAAGUACAAGUAUGUGAUGUUCGUCCACGACUCGAGGAAGCGUGACAAGCGAAACAGGGACAUCACCAGAUUCGGCGAGUUCCACGGCGUCAACCUGCUGGGGGCGCCCUUCAACUACAAGGCCGAGACCAUCUUCCAAUGGAGAGCCAAGUUCGACAACAAGGUCCGCGUCGUCCAGCUCAUGGACCCAGCCCAGUACUGCCAUGAUUUUUGA